This is a messenger RNA of Salvia splendens (bonfire salvia), 1275 nucleotides long. RefSeq lists its product as uncharacterized. The record is from RefSeq and is a predicted model, not a curated record. Gene Ontology annotation, molecular function: nucleic acid binding. The transcript is spliced from 6 exons. Lineage: Eukaryota; Viridiplantae; Streptophyta; Magnoliopsida; Lamiales; Lamiaceae. Bases 1 to 1275 code for a protein of 424 amino acids.
AUGCCCUUUGGCCUCUGUAAUGCACCAGGGACGUUUCAAAGGCGCAUGAUGAGUAUUUUCUCCGACUUGCUCGAGAACUGCAUUGAGAUCUUCAUGGAUGAUUUCACAGUCUAUGGGAAUUCAUUUGAGUCGUGUCUUGGAAUUGUUCUAGGCCAUAUUGUGUCAAGAAAGGGGAUACAAGUUGACAAGGCCAAGGUGGAUGUGAUUAAAAAAUUGUCAUUUCCUACCAAUCAGAAAGAGAUACAGGCAUUUCUGGGAAAUGCUGGGUUUUAUGGGAGGUUCAUAAGAGACUUUGCAAAAAUCGCUCAGGCAUUAACCCACCUUCUUAAAAAUGACGUGGAAUUUGGUUUUGAUGAACCAUGUCAGAAGGCGUUCCAGCUCUUGAAGGAUCGACUUGUCUCAGCCCCAAUCAUCAGAGCUCCUGACUGGAAUCACCCUUUGAGUUUGAAGAAUGUGCUCGACGCAGCUGAUCCAGUAGCCUUUUUGAAUGAAGUAAGCAGAAGGCAAGCUGAGCCGUGGUUCGCUGAUCUAGCGAACUAUUUGGUAACUGGAGAACUGCCUUCAACACCAGAGGUGACUAGAGCUCAAAGCCAGUGCCAAUUGACAGGGGGAAUUUCUGCCAAAGAUGAGAUGCUGCAAGUACCCAUCGUGGUUUGCGAGAUAUUUGAUGUAUGGGGAAUGGAUUUUAUGGGCCCUUUUCCUUCAUCCUAUAGGAAUUCUUACAUUCUAGUUGCAAGUGGGUGGAGGCUAAGGCAACGGUACGGGAUUCCUAGGGCCAUAAUCUCGGAUCAAGGCACUCACUUCUACAACCGUACAAUCGAAGCUCUCAUGAAGAAUGAGUCCUUCGAGGAAGGACUGGAGCUAAAGGUUGAACGAUGCCUUGUGGGCUUAUCGCAUUGCAUACAAAACUCCGAUCGGCAUGUCACCAUACAGACUGGUUUUCGGGAAAAAGAGGUGAAAAUGCAACCUAAGGUGUGUGCUGAAGAAAGAAAGCUCCAAUUGCAAGAGUUGGAAGAACUCAGACUGGAAUCCUAUGAUGCAGCCAUGUGGUAUAAGGAGAAAACUAAGUUGCGGCAUGACAAAAACCUGAGGGUGAAUGAGCUGCAAGUGGGAGAGAAAGUUCUGUUGUUCCAAUCAAGACAUAAGGUGAUGCCCGGGAAGUUGAAAUCAAAGUGGAUGGGACCAUACACCAUCGUUGCCCUUAAAACAAACGGAGCAGUGGAACUUCAGGGAAGUGAUCUGAAUUCUGCCCCUUUUAUGGUUAAUGGUCAUUAA